Molecule: messenger RNA, 3819 nt
Organism: Passer domesticus (house sparrow)
Lineage: Eukaryota; Metazoa; Chordata; Aves; Passeriformes; Passeridae
Gene: MYD88
Product: MYD88 innate immune signal transduction adaptor
Exons: 5
Coding region: 51-959 (302 amino acids)
Biological process (GO): toll-like receptor 4 signaling pathway; innate immune response; positive regulation of canonical NF-kappaB signal transduction
Cellular component (GO): plasma membrane
Molecular function (GO): TIR domain binding; Toll-like receptor binding
Source: RefSeq, a predicted model, not a curated record
GCCGGGAAGCGAAAGUGCCGGGAAGGGGAAGUUGGGAGCGCGGCACGGCCAUGGCCACGGCCCCGUCGGACCCCGUUGCCAGCCCCAGCCCCAGCCCCGUAUCGCCGCUGGACCCGCACGCCGUGCCCAUGGUGGCGCUGAACUACGGCGUGCGCCGCCGCCUCGGCCUCUACCUCAACCCGCGGGCGGCCGCGGCCGCGGACUGGACGGCGCUGGCGGAGGCGCUGGGCUGCAGCUUCCUGGAGAUCCGGCGGCUCGAGGGGCUGCCCGACCCCACGGGCACGCUGCUGGAGGAAUGGCCGGGACGCUGCCCCGGCGGGGCCACCGUGGGGCGGCUCCUCGACGUGCUGCGCCGCUUGGGUCGCGACGAUGUGCUGACGGACCUGGCCGGCAGCGUGGAGGAGGACUGUAAGAAGUACUUGCAGAGGAAGCAGGAAGAGGCCAACCAGCCCCUCCAAGUGCCAGCAGUGGACAGCAGCGUGCCGAAGACGUCGGAGCUGAUGGGCAUCACCACCAGGGAUGAUCCAUAUGGGAGUGGAACAGAGAUAUUUGAUGCCUUCAUCUGCUACUGUCAGAAAGACCUCCAGUUUGUCCAGGAGAUGAUCAGGGAGCUGGAGCAAACAGAGUUCAAACUGAAGCUCUGUGUAUUUGAUCGGGAUGUCUUGCCAGGAGCCUGUGUGUGGUCCAUCAGUGGAGAACUUAUAGAGAGGAGGUGUCGGAGGAUGGUGGUUGUUGUUUCAGAUGACUACCUGGAAAGCGACGAAUGCGAUUUCCAGACCAAAUUUGCUCUUAGCCUUUCCCCAGGUGCUCGUCACAAACGGCUGAUUCCAGUCAAGUACAAAUCCAUGAAGAACGAGUUUCCGAGUAUCUUACGGUUCAUUACCAUUUGUGACUACACCAAUCCUUGCACCAAAAAAUGGUUCUGGAUGAGACUGGCAAAAUCCCUCAUGCUGCCCUGAUGCAAAGUCCUGAGAGCUGGGUGCUCUUGUAACCUGUCCUGGCUGUGCCUUCAGACCAGGGGUGUCCUUGACACGGGGUCUUCCACCACUUCAGAACCUGGAUCCUUGCUUGGAACCUGUGAUUUGGAACAAAGAACUCUCUCCAGCACUUCUUCACAACUCUGAGGGGAAAUAAAGCAACUGUGUGGGUGUUCCAGGUUAAGUCAGUGAGCAGCAGCAUCCAGCAUUUGUGGAGUAAGCACUUUCACUAAAAAUACUGAAAGUACACAUCUAAAGAGUGUCUGAUACAGGAAGACUCUGUUGUAAGAAUUAGCAAGACCUCAGAGCCUCAAACUGCAGGUUUUGUCAAUGUUUUAAAGCUACAGUAAUAUUGAGGCUUGAGGGAGUUUUACCAUAUUGGACAGGUCUGUCUCUAUGCAGGUCACAUUUGAUUCAGGGGCCUUAUACCAGCAUUUAAUAUUCCCAGAUAUUACUAAAUUUUUACUUCUUCUUCAAGAGAAACUCAGUCUUAAAAUACAUCUUUUCAGUGACAGCCCUUACUACACAAAGCAGAAGCUGCUGUUGCUCAUUGACUUAACCAAGGUCUGCACCUCAGUGGAUCCAGAUCUCAAAUUCUUUCACCUUUAAAGGCCUUCAAAAACACAGCAGCUUUUGGGAUGCGCCAAAGGCACAGGGCUAAACACUGAAUAAGGAGUGUAUUAAAUUGACAUUUAGGCUGUUUAAAAUAUCAAAGUGAAUGUUACAUUAAUAGGAAAGAGCCUAAUUUAAUUAUCUGCCACAAUAAUUACUGUGUUUCUGUGACUAGGGCUCAGAGCAAUGUCAAGACUGCUCUGCUUGUUAGACUUGGCCUUGAAUCCUGCCCGUGGCUAGUGGAUCUCAUCAGUGCUCCAGGGUGGAGGUCAGGAGUUCUACCCAAAGGAGUGUUUAAAAAAAUCCAUUGGUGUAUUAAACAGAUUUACAGUAAAUAUUGACUUUUUAAAUUGGGGAAGAGAGGAAUCUUGCUUAUGUGCCUGCAGUUGCUUGAACUCUGCCCCUUUGUUCAUUACUUCAGCCACUGACUAAUGUUGAUUUUACAGCUUAAUGUUUUACUAGUUUACAUUUUUAAGGUUGCAUCUGGAUGUGAUUUUAUUUUUUUAAUUUUACCUUUGUUUUAAAGCUUUAGCAGGGCUGAGGCAGAAACGGGCUCCUGCUCCCUCCCUCACACUCCGUGUCAGUGAAUGAUCCCUUAGCAGGGAUGCUGCCAAAUCCUGUCCAGGUGCUGCUGCUGGUUCCCCCUGGCUGACAGCAGCAGCCCUUGAGCUGAGCAUGGUGAAGCUCAUUCCUGCACAUCAUGUUGGCAGCAGGAGCCAUUUCUGGAUAGACCCAGGAGCUGGGUGUUUCUUCUGCAAAAAUAACUGCUGCCACCAUGCCAAGGUGACAUUUGCACCUUCCUGUCUUGCUAGGACAAGUGAGAAGUCUGUGGACACUGAAGGAGGAAAGUUAAGCUGAUGAGGGGUUUCUGAGUAGUUCGUGUUUGGUCCUGUUGCUCUGGGGCCUCUCCUGCAGAAGUGGAGACAGCUGCUUGCCUCGGGCUUUCUGCAUAAUCGUUAAAUGUUAAUUACAGAAGAGCUUCAGGAGGCUGCUUGAUCCCCAGGCGCUCCGGAGGGGCUCGGUGAAUUCUCAUACUCUGGAGAGCCUAUAAACCUCAAUUACUCGCAGGAGAUUCCUCCUGUCUGGAGAGCUGGAAGGGCUCUGGUGGCUCGUUCAGGGGGAGCUGAGGCAGAGGAGCCCGGGCUGUGGACGCUAGAGGGAGGCCAUGGCCCACGCUGCAUCUGCGAGGGAAUGCGGGAUGGGGAGACACGGCCGGGAUGGGCCAGCAGGGCACUGCCAUGGAAAAAACAAAGUGGGUUAUCCUCCUCUUCCCCUUGCUGCCUCUUCUGAGCAAGGUAUACCAAAACCAGCGAGAAUUUUGGCAGCUUGAACCUCGUGCAGUGUCUUCGGAGUCCUCAUGGUUUGGGACUUUUUUAUAUGAGGGGAAAAUAACAGCAGGAAAAAUGAUGAUGUUUGUAAUAGAUGGUUUGGGAAAGUGCUGAUUCUGGAAGGGAAAGCAAACAGAGGAGCUGAAUUUCUAAAUUAUUUGAGUUCAAAUAGAUAAAUAAUAUUUACUGCCAUAUUAUUGCCCUAUUUAAUUGCCAUAUUCCAGUUAGUGGUGAAAGAUGUUGGGAUCUUGUUACCACCCUGCUUGUGGUGCCCUGGCCCUUCUCUCUGCUUGGCUUGGAUGCUGGGAAGGUCUCACUGUUAUGGAGCUGUUGCUUUAUUACAAGUUACUAUUUAUGUUGUAGGCUAAAGUAAUUAUUUUGGGGUAAAGUGAGGUAACAGCCCUAAAACAUAAAAUAGGCUUUAAAUAUGUAUCCUUUUCUAUGUAAACCCCAGAGUUGAUGCACUUCUGACACUUUCAUAUCUGCCUUGUCACAGUAACUUGAAGUGUGACAUUGUGAAUGAUAUAAAAUGUAGUUGUUGUGAACUGUUUUGCCCAUUUCAGUGGCAUUUGGGGUGCUCCUCCCCUCUUUCAUGUUCAGUGGAAGGUCAACAUUUUUGAACACCUUUAAAAAAGGGAUUUUUAAAAUUGUGAUGUUACAGGGUUUCUUUUAUUUUGUCUCUGUCCCUCACUGAAAUUGUCUUAGUUGAACCUUUUAGAACCAAAUCAUUUAUUUUUAUAUACAGACAUAUAUAUUUAUAAUCAUUUUAUGUCCUGAUACAAAGGGGGAAAACAUCUGUCUUUAUAGGCAUUCUGAAAAUAGACAAUAUUUCUGUUUUUCUCCUCAAAAAUCCAAACUUUUGCUACUUGUGAAAACAUUUUAAAAUAAAGAAUGAAAACCCA